CCACCGCUCGCCGCAAUGCUCCGCCGCCGCCGUGCCCCUCUCCUCCUCGCGGCCGGGGCGGGCGUGGCCCUGGCGGCCUCGUUCGCCGCCUCCCCUUCCGCCGACGGACGCGGUGUCCCCUCCGCACUCCAUGGCGUCGCCCGCUCCUCCCGCGCCAUGUACACGAUUGGCUUCGUGGUCGUGGACUACAAGUACUCGCUGCGGGGGCUGGCUCCUGGAUCCGCGGAUUACAGGGUGAAGCUCUCCGAGGUUCACUUGAGGUCAGCAAAGAAGCUACUUAAACUAUGUGAAGUGAAUAGAGGAUUUUAUGUAAAAGCUGGUCAGUUUGUUUCAUCACUAAGACAAGUACCAAAGGAGUACGUAUCAACUCUCUCCUGCCUGCAGGAUCAGGCAACUCCAUGCAAAUUUCAAGAUAUCAAAAUAGUGAUUGAACAAGCCUUCGGCAAGGAUUUACAUGACAUAUUCCUGGAUUUUGAUGAACAUCCGAUUGCUGCUGCAUCAAUUGCUCAGGUUCAUCGAGGUCGGUUGAAUAAUAACCAGGAAGUAGCUGUAAAGGUUCAGUAUCCUGGGUUGGAGCGGCGAAUGAAGCUAGACAUAAUGACUAUGUCUCUCUUGUCAAAGUCUGUCUCUUUGAUCUUUCCUGAUUAUAGGUUUGAGAAGAUAUUACUUGAAUUUGAGAGAACCAUGUCAAUGGAGCUGGAUUUUACCAAAGAGGCUAGUAAUUCCAAGAGAACAGCAAGCUGCUUCAGAAAAAAUAAUGUUGUCAAAGUACCUUGCAUCUUUCAGGAACUGACAACCAAGGAGAUAUUGACAAUGGAAUUUUGUUAUGGCCACAAGGUUGAUGACUUGGAUUUUCUAAGGAAAGCAAAUAUCAGUCCUACAAAGGUAGCUAAAGCAUUAAUAGAACUGUUUGGCGAAAUGAUAUUUGUACAUGGUUUUGUUCAUGGUGAUCCUCAUCCUGGAAACAUAUUGGUUUCUCCUCAAGGCCAAGGGAGAUUUUCGUUAGUGUUGUUAGAUCAUGGAAUUUAUAAAGAAUUGGACCCAAAGUUUAGAGUAGACUACUGUAAGCUGUGGAAAGCAUUGAUACUGUUGGAUGCGCAAAAAAUUCUGGAGUUAGGCGAACAGUUUGGUGUUGGCAAAUAUGCAAAGUACUUUCCUUUAAUAUUCACUGGAAGGACUAUAGAUAGCAAAUCAGCUCUUGGAACACAAAUAUCUGGUGAAGAGAAAAUGCGUAUAAAGCAGGACUUGAGUUCUCUUGGAAUGGAUGAUAUAUCUUCAUUUAUGGAAUCCUUGCCACCUGAUUUUCUGGUCAUACUUCGAACAGAUGGACUAUUGAGGUCCAUUUUAGGAAAUCUAGGGGCGCCACGUCAUGUUCGACUUCUUGCUUAUGCAAAGAGUGCAAUAUAUGGCCUUGAGAAACAUUCCAUAUUAGAGUCUGGUUCAAUCAACCAUAUAUCUUUGCGAGUCAAAACAAACAUUAGCUAUCUCCAUCUGAGGACACGUGUUGGAUUAGCAGGAUUAUUGGUGCAAUUCAAUGACUGCAAGCAUAAGGUCAUGGACAAAUUGAGAUGGAUUCUCUGGAGGAUAAGUUUGGGCUGGUAUAGACCUCUGAUGUGAUGUCCAGCAGUUAGAUAAGUUGGCAAAUGGCAUGCAGGAAGGUGGUCAUCUGAUGUCUCGAGGAACUCCUAGCUAAAUUCAGGAAAUUGUACAGUUAGAUCAUUGGAUGCUGAUGCGAAUAUGUACAUGUGAAUAUGCCAUCCAUAUAGUUCAUAUUAAUAAUUUGAUCUGCUACGAAUUUGGGUA
Messenger RNA from Lolium rigidum, 1803 nucleotides. RefSeq names its product aarF domain-containing protein kinase 1-like. NCBI's taxonomy places the organism in Eukaryota, Viridiplantae, Streptophyta, Magnoliopsida, Poales, Poaceae. The transcript is spliced from 16 exons. Gene Ontology annotation, molecular function: protein kinase activity; ATP binding. The record is from RefSeq and is a predicted model, not a curated record. Bases 16 to 1617 code for a protein of 533 amino acids. Gene Ontology annotation, biological process: protein phosphorylation.